AUGGGGUCUGCCACCAUCCUUGCCCUCCUCCUGGCUGUUCUCCCAGGUGCAUGUGCCCAGGUGCAGCUGGUGCAGUCUGGGGCAGAGGUGAAAAGGCCCGGGGAGUCUCUGCGGAUCUCCAGUGAGACUUCUGGUUACAGCUUUACCAGCUACUGGAUCAGCUGGGUGCGCCCGGCUCCAGGGCAAGGCCUCGACUGGGUGGGGGCCAUCUGUCCUGGUGACUCAGAUAUGCGCUAAGGCCCGUCCUUCCAAGGCCAUGUCACCCUCUCCAGCGACAAAUCCACCAGCACCGCCCACCUGCAGUGGAGCAGCCUGAAGUCCUCGGACACAGCCGUGUGUGACUGUGCCAGGAACAGCGACAGAAGCCACAGCCCGAGAGCCUCAGAAAGCCUCCUCCAGCGCAGCCGCAGAGUCGAGCUCCCAGACGCCCUCCCGGGGACACCUCAGAUCCACCCGCAGAGGACACUGUCAGUGUCCCGAGGGGAGGACAGAGCAGCACAGCGUCCCAGGACCCGCUUGUCCCGUGAUCAGCGUCCACAGGCCGCAGGUCCGUGCACAGUAACACGGCAACGCUUCAGUUGGGGGCGUCCCCGGGGCCAUCGUCGCCUCCCGGCCGCCCUCUCCCUCUCCUUCCUUCCUCCUCCUGCUCCUUUACUUUCUUAUUUCACAAUCCGCAGCUCCCUUUCUUGUCGUGUCAUCGAUGUGUAUACAAACGGGUUGCUUUCCAUCAGGACGUUUGCGUGUUGA
This is a messenger RNA of Galeopterus variegatus (Sunda flying lemur), 747 nucleotides long. RefSeq lists its product as uncharacterized. Gene Ontology annotation, molecular function: immunoglobulin receptor binding; antigen binding. NCBI's taxonomy places the organism in Eukaryota, Metazoa, Chordata, Mammalia, Dermoptera, Cynocephalidae. The record is from RefSeq and is a predicted model, not a curated record. Gene Ontology annotation, biological process: innate immune response; positive regulation of B cell activation; defense response to bacterium. Gene Ontology annotation, cellular component: external side of plasma membrane; blood microparticle; immunoglobulin complex, circulating. The transcript is spliced from 2 exons.